AUGACUGAAACGGCAGUCGAGCCGUCGCCGCCAGGCAGCCCUUCCAAGCGUAAGCGCGGAGCCGAGUCGAGCUCGCCAGACACACGUCGGUCAAAGCGCGGCGCGGCUGCACAGACCGUGCCUACCGCUUUCAUGGAGUCUGCGGCCCAGCCGGACCAGGCAGGUGGCGCUGAGGCCACGACCGACUUCAGUGGUGUCCCUGCUGCCGACGCCGCCGCGACCGCUGCAGACGGCGCUGAGGGCACUGAGGCUGCUGCUGGAACCGACUCGGACGCGGCCAACCAGCAGCGCACCAACGCGGCCAACGCGGCCAGCGCGGCCACGGCCGCCGCCGUGCUCGAUUCCAUGUUCCCGCAGCUUAACGUGCCCGUCUCCACAGAAGAGACGUUUGCCAACCAACAUGUCGAGGGCGAGCACCACGGCGACGCGUCGGCCUACAGCGCGGGCGAUGUGACGCAGGGCGAUCUGUCUCUGGACGUGGCGGGCGGCUCCAACGGCGUGGGGAAGCGGCCCAUGUCUGGCAUUCAGUCCAAGCCCGCCGUGGGUUCUGAGGAAUGGCACAAAAUGCGGAAAGACAACCACAAAGAGGUUGAGCGUCGUCGGCGAGAGACGAUCAACGAGGGCAUCAACGAGCUGGCCAAGAUUGUUCCUGGCUGUGAAAAGAACAAGGGGUCCAUCCUGCAACGCGCCGUUGUGUUCAUCACGCAGCUGAAGGAGAACGAAACACAGAACAUUGAGAAGUGGACGCUCGAGAAGCUGCUCACAGAACAAGCCAUUGCCGAGCUGUCCGCCUCCAACGAUAAGCUCAAGGCCGAGCUCGAGCGCCUCUACAGCGAGCUCGAAACCCUGCGCAACGAGAGAGGCAAUGCCACGGCCGGCGAGGAGAAGGCAGAGGCGACGAGCUAG
This is a messenger RNA of Sporothrix brasiliensis 5110, 906 nucleotides long. Its product is annotated as bHLH factor, other. Gene Ontology annotation, cellular component: nucleus. The transcript has 2 exons. Gene Ontology annotation, molecular function: DNA-binding transcription factor activity; protein dimerization activity. The record is from RefSeq and is a predicted model, not a curated record. NCBI's taxonomy places the organism in Eukaryota, Fungi, Ascomycota, Sordariomycetes, Ophiostomatales, Ophiostomataceae. The coding region runs from base 1 to 906 and encodes 301 amino acids.